GUGAAACGUCGAGCGUACUGCACGUACGCUCUCGGAUGGUAAAGUUUUAUUCGUGUUAAGUGAGUUCAGUGAUACCGACGUAUUCGGUGCUUACACAUGGUUCGUUCCGGCCACGGGAUGGAGACCACUUUCUAUGACGAGCAGUACCCCCUCAGCGGACCCGUUGAAAAUCUUAAGAGAUCACUCACGCUGGAUCUGGAUUUCGGACGAGGCAAGCGGUUGAGGAAUGGGGCACCCGUGCUAUCCUCUCCCGACUUGCAGCUCUUGAAACUGGGAUCGCCAGAGCUGGAGAAGCUGAUCAUGCAGAAUGGCAUGAUCACGACGGCCACGCCAACCCCGGGCGGGCCUGUACUGUUUCCCCCCGCGGCCCCCACCGAAGAGCAGGAGAUGUAUGCGCGGCCAUUCGUCGAAGCGCUCGACAAGCUGCACCACAGCGAACCAGCGCCCAACGCGAGGAUUAUUUAUGCCGAUCUAGAUCGCCCUCUAGACCGGUAUCCCACGCCCGUCGUUAAAGACGAGCCCCAGACGGUGCCCAGCGCUGCCAACUCGCCCCCUCUCUCCCCCAUAGAUAUGGACACCCAGGAGAGAAUAAAGCUAGAACGCAAGAGACAGAGGAACCGAGUCGCCGCGUCAAAAUGUAGACGACGAAAACUAGAACGCAUUUCAAAGCUGGAAGAAAAAGUGAAAUUACUGAAGGGGGAAAACGUGGAGCUAGCGCAGAUGGUAGUAAAGCUGAAGGACCACGUCUCGAGGCUGAAGCAGCAGGUGCUGGAGCAUGCCAACGGCGGCUGCCACAUCGACACGCACUUCUGAGCGCGCCCAGCCGCCCUCCCCCACAUUCCAUGCUAGUCGCGCCCGCUCGGACGCAGCAUACAAAGCGAUUUGUGAUCUUAAUUUAAUCGUGUAUUAUAUAGUUAACUCUAGUGUAAGGUGAUUUAAGGUGUUGUGCAGAACCUCCGCUUGUUGAAAGGAUGUACUUAGCGAGUCACAACUUUAGUUUCUUUUGUAAGUCGCUGUUUAAUUUUCCUUGUAUCAGUAUUGCGUUGUCUCAUUUAGAAUAGUGUAGAAACUAGAAAGGAUAAUCAUGCUACGUCAUUCGACUGCGAACUGAACGAGACUGGUGCGACGUUGCCGUUUCUACGUUCUGUUUUCCGUUUCUGUGGUUUUGAGGAUACAAAUAGCGAUUUUGGGAUUCCCAUUGUUCAGUUGCGUAGCGAGUGACCUGACUGAAAGAUUAAUAUUUUGUCCGCACGCUUUGCAUAAUAAGCAGAUGCACAAAUUAACAAACAGAGAGGGGCUAUUUGACAGAGCCGAAAUGUCGUAGGUACGACAGAGACGAAUAUAUGGUGGAGUCGGCAACGGCGUAUGAUAAAGUCACGAGCGGAUGUUCUGCUAAUUAAAAUUCCGCCUGCGCCGCCCUCGCGGAAUGGCGGCCAUGUGUUCGGCAAUCGGACGUUCCGAAUCACGUUUUGUUGCACAAGGUUAACUUUUUCAUCGGCAGAUAGCGCUUCAGCGACUGAUGAAACAGUUGAUAUGCUCGAUAAUUACACAAAAGCUCGUGUGAAAGACUGAUCGUAUGUGAGAUCGUGCGAGUUGAGUUGUGAGAUGUAGGAGUUGAACUGACCCGGUGCUCUUUAGAGGUCUUAAUGAGGCCGUCCGAUUAUGUGUGACGUAUGAAUGUUGAAUGCUAGAUGAAGCAGAUGGUUGUUUUGCGUGGAAGAGCGAUGUAUUUAUUAGUGAGAAUGAAUAAUAUUAGUAUCAAGUAGCAAUCUCGAGUGCCUACGCUUUUAAACGGAAGCCUUUAAUUAUACGUUUUUAUUGUUUUUGUUACCAUUAAAUGAGCUACAGUAAAAAUUAUCUGUACCAUUGUCUUCUAUAGGUUACUAUAAGUAAAUAUACCAACUAACAGUUGAUUGUUAUUAUAUAUUAUAUCGGGGUGCCAGCCGGUCCAUGUUGUUUAAUAUAUGUAUUUGUGAGAACCACGAUAGUCCCCGGCGGGCUAGCCCUUUUGUAUUAUUUUUAUACAGAAAGAUUUCAGAAUGUUAACAAUAAUUUGUAAGUUUAUAAAUAAAAGAACAGUUAUAACUUAAAUAAUAUAUUUCUAUGAGUGUAACAAAUUAAGUAUAUUGUUUUAUACUGAAUACAUAUUGUAUGACGAUGAAGAAUGGAGAAGAAUAAAUUAUGAAGAUUAUUAUACCAUUUAA
Molecule: messenger RNA, 2204 nt
Organism: Pieris brassicae (large cabbage white)
Lineage: Eukaryota; Metazoa; Arthropoda; Insecta; Lepidoptera; Pieridae
Gene: Jra
Product: transcription factor jun-D
Exons: 1
Coding region: 97-813 (238 amino acids)
Biological process (GO): regulation of cell population proliferation; regulation of cell cycle; regulation of transcription by RNA polymerase II
Cellular component (GO): transcription regulator complex
Molecular function (GO): DNA-binding transcription factor activity, RNA polymerase II-specific; transcription factor binding; RNA polymerase II cis-regulatory region sequence-specific DNA binding
Source: RefSeq, a predicted model, not a curated record